Balearica regulorum gibbericeps (East African grey crowned-crane) is the source of this 1047-nucleotide messenger RNA. The record is from RefSeq and is a predicted model, not a curated record. Lineage: Eukaryota; Metazoa; Chordata; Aves; Gruiformes; Gruidae.
AUGCUUUCUUUUUUUUUUUUUUCUUUUAACAGCUGCCCCUUCCUUGCCAGUCACCUCACCUUGGCCAUCCCCAUCAUUGCAGCCAUCCUCUUCUUCUUUGUCAUCAGCUGCCUGCUCCAGACAAGCUUCAGAGACCCAGGUAUCCUGCCCAGAGCCACCCCAAGUGAGGCUGCAGACCUGGAAAAGCGAAUCGACAGCAUGGGCACCUCUACCUAUCGCCCACCAGCCCGCACGAUGGAAGUGGUCAUAAACAAGUAUGUGGUGAAACUCAAGUACUGCUACACCUGCAAAAUGUUCCGCCCUCCACGCACCUCUCACUGCAGCGUCUGCGACAACUGUGUCGAGAGGUUUGAUCAUCACUGCCCCUGGGUGGGCAACUGCGUGGGGAAGCGCAACUAUCGCUACUUCUAUGCCUUCAUCCUCUCCCUCUCCUUCCUGACAGCCUUCAUCUUUGCUUGCGUCGUCACCCACCUCACUCUGCGUUCUCAGAGAGAUGGAUUCCUCACCACUCUGAAGAUGACACCUGCCAGUGUGCUGGAGCUGGUGAUUUGUUUUUUCUCAGUCUGGUCUAUUUUGGGCCUCUCAGGUUUUCACACUUACUUAGUUGCCUCCAACCUGACGACGAAUGAAGAUAUCAAAGGGUCCUGGUCAAAUAAGAGGGGUUCAGAGUUUGCCAAUCCCUACAGCCAUAAAAGUAUCCUCACAAACUGCUGUGCGGUGCUGUGCGGACCAUUCCAUCCCAGUUUGAUAGACAGAAGAGGAUUUAUCCAGCCAGAUGUCGGGACCCCAUCCAGUCCGAAGAGCGAAAUCCCUUCCUUUGGAGCCAAAACUGACACCAGCAUGGUAGGAGGCAUUCCCUAGCAGUGCUGUGACGUAGCCCAGUGCCUGCUGUGCCUACACCUCGCUCCAGCCUGUACAUUCCCCUCUCACCAUCUCCCCGGCCUCAGGCGGGACAGCCCUGUGAUGCGGAGCUGCCAAAGACUCAGUCGAGCCAUAUGUUGCCUUUUUUUUUUUUUUUUUAAAAUUUAUUUAUUAUUUUUUGUUUAU